Pongo pygmaeus (Bornean orangutan) is the source of this 1917-nucleotide messenger RNA. Its product is annotated as serine protease 44-like. NCBI's taxonomy places the organism in Eukaryota, Metazoa, Chordata, Mammalia, Primates, Hominidae. Gene Ontology annotation, molecular function: serine-type endopeptidase activity. The coding region runs from base 50 to 1195 and encodes 381 amino acids. The transcript has 6 exons. Gene Ontology annotation, biological process: proteolysis. The record is from RefSeq and is a predicted model, not a curated record.
ACCGGGACCAGGGCGGAGCCGCCGCGAGGGGGCGCCACGAGGCGUACUGAUGGUGCCCAUGGCGUCCCAGGACGGCCUCCGCAGGGGCCGUGGAGGCACACGCCUGAGCCUCCACCUCCUGAUCUGGCUUCAGCUCCUUCAACCCCUGCUCAGUGAGCCAUACCGACCCGAGGAGGAUUCCAGAAUGACCCCGGCAAGCCCAGAAGCCCGGACGCCUCCUGUGCACCCGAAAUUCCCCAAAAUUCCAGAAACCUCUGUAGCUCCAGGGUCUCCAGCACCCGCAGGGCCUCCAGGAUCCUGGGUUACUUCAGCAUCUACAGUGGGAGAAGCCUUGGAACCCGACGGGAUCUCCGACCUUGGAAGGCACCUUUCUCAGGCCUGUGGCCACCGUGUUUCAAGGAUAAUUGGAGGAUUGCCAGCCCCAAACAGGAAGUGGCCCUGGCAGGUGAGCCUGCAGACCAGCAACAGACACCACUGCGGAGGCUCCCUCAUCGACAGGCGCUGGGUGCUCACUGCCGCCCACUGUGUCUUUAGUAAUUUGGAAUACAAGGUGAAGCUGGGAGACACUGACUUGCAUGCUGGUUCCAAAGAGGCACUGGUGAUCCCUGUUCGAGACAUCGUUUUUCCUGGCAAUUUUGAUUUUGCCACUUUGACAAACGACAUUGCCCUUGCUCUGCUCGCCUACUCUGUGAAUUAUUCCUCACAUAUCCAGCCUGUGUGCCUCCCCGAAAAGCUUUUUGAAGUGGAAGCUGGGACAGAGUGCUGGGUGACUGGAUGGGGCCGAGUGUCAGAGAGUGUUUCAGGACCAAUGCCACUUGUUCUUCAGGAGACUGAGCUAAACAUUAUGCGUCAUGAGAAAUGUCGUGAGGUGCUCAAGAAGAAGAGUAUAUCCAAGAGUAAAAUGGUCAUGAGGGGGACCGUCUGUGGCUAUAAUGACCAAGGGAAGGAUGCCUGUCAGGGAGAUUCUGGGGGGCCCCUGGUCUGUGAAUUAAAUGGCACAUGGGUCCAGGUGGGGAUUGUGAGCUGGGGCGUUGGCUGCGGUCGCAAAGGAUACCCUGGAGUUUACACAGAAGUUAGUUUCUACAAGAAAUGGAUUACUGAUCACCUGAGACAAGCUUCCUGUUUGAAUUCAGCAGACUUCGUCAUCCUAGUCGUGUGUCUGGUGAUGCCCCUGGGCAUCCUGGUGACCCCGUGAUCAGACCCCAUUCCACUCUUCUGCUGUUUCUGAGUCUCACACUUAGGUGUCUCCUCUGACCAACUUCCCACUCCUUCUCAGUGACCUUUCCGCAAAUCCCAGUUGGAAUCCAUGGGCCUUCUGGAGAUCUGUACAAUAGAGCAUGGCAGGGAGACUGGGGCCUGGAAAGUGCCCCUGCCUGGUGCUCUGGUCACUUGCCUCAGCCAUGCCUGCACCAGGGCUGUGCUCUGGCUGGUGGGAAGGAGGGUGUGAACCGAUUCCAGCUAGAGGGCCAGCUGCCCUGCCAGGUGGGCCACGGUGACUCAUCAAUAUCUGGAGGAACAUCUAUCAAAGAAGAUACAUCAUCAAUGGUGAAGCAAGUGUUAGACGUGGUUCUGGUUUCAGGGCUCCCACCUGAGACUUUGUGAAACCAGCCAACUGGGUGAUUGCUCAGAGAGAGUGAAGGAGGCAUUACCAGGUCCCUGCAGACGUGUGAGGCCUGGGACUUCCACUCUGGCUCAGUUGUCUGGGGCUGGGAGAAGUUCCCCUGCAGCCCAGUGUGGAUCCAUCUGUGAGUGGACAGCCUCUGCCACACUAGUGCUUUUGGAGCAACCCAUUCUUGGCAGCCGCUUCCUCAGUGCCCUAGUGGUCACUUUCAGGGACACCACAAGUUGUGUUGAGGCAGUUAUGAAGUGUGGAGUUUUCAUAAAUCAACUGAAUAAAUGUUUGGAGAGUCUCCUGUU